CGCGUGUCUCUCACACGCACCGCGACGUGUCCUCCUCAUCUUUCGUGUCGUCCCCCGUGUCUGCUGCGACUAUGCACCGCGCCCUCUGCGACGGCGACAGCGUGCUGUCUCUCUCCAGUCCUUGUGUACGCGACUUCUGGAGCGCCGUCGUUCCCGCAACCUUUGUCGCGCUCGUCCUCGUUACCUCCGUUCCCAUCCCCCGCCCUCUGCGCGCCACGGUCUAUCGUGUGUCGUGGCCGUUCCGCAACUUCCUAACCCUUCCUGAGGCGGAGGCCCUUGAUGUCUCGCGUGACGACUUCGGCGAGAGCCUACCCGCGAAGAGUGCGCCGCCCGCCCCGCUCUGGCGUACUCUCCUACUGUCCUCGAUCGCACUGUUCGAGACUCUCGGAUGGCUCAGUGUCGCAUGCUUUACGAUUCUCCUGCCUGAUCGGCUCUCGAAUGCCAUUUUCUCGUUUCUCGUUGCCGCUACGUGGCUAUAUGCGACUGUCCGUCCGAUGCUCUUUCCCACCGCCACUCCGCCUGCAGACUUGCUUGUCCUAUUUACUUUGCAUCUUGUGUUUGCUACGCUCACAUUCGGCGGCGCGCUGUUCGACCAUAGUGUCCUCGGCAUGCCUCCCCCUUCGUCGGUUACCAUGGCAGGGUAUAUAGGCAAUCUGGUGGCGAUCUCGCUGUUACUACUUGUCAUCCUGAACAUGCCUCUUGACAUUCCGAGCAGCUACAUCAAGGAAGAGGAUAUCGGACGCACUGUCUCGCCCGAGGACUAUACCUCCCUUUGGGGCUGGAUGUCCUUUCGCUGGGUGCUGCCUCUUGUCGAGCGCGGCACCUACAAUACUCUCAACGAAUCGGAUAUCUGGGCACUGAGCCCGACGAUGCAGUCCCGCCCACUUUACAUCAAAUUCACCCGCACGCUUCGCAGCACCCUUCUCCGGCGGCUGUGGGCGGCCAACGCGCUCGAUCUCAUUCUCGACUUUGUUCUCACAUACGUCAGCAUCGUGUUCAACUACGCGGGGCCAUUCUUUCUCAAGCGUAUCCUCGACUCGCUCGAUGUGCGGGAUGAGCAUUCUCACGAGAAAAGGGCAUUGGCGUACAUAUAUGCGAUGUUAGCGUUCUUGUCGACGCUGUGCAAGGCCCAAGCAGAUGUGCAGCACUUGUGGUUCGGUCGGCGCGCGGCGACGCGCAUUCGAUCAGAGCUCAUGGCCGCUAUCUACGACAAGGCGUUGAAGCGCAAGGACUUCUCGGGCAUUGUUGACAAGGACGCAAGCAAGGCAGCUAAGGCGCCCGAUGCUGCUGGUAAGAGCAGUGCGAAGGCGGAUGCAAAAGCAGACGAUCCUAAGGCGGGCGCAGACAUUGGCAAGAUCGUGAAUCUGAUGGCAGGCGAUGCGAAUAAGAUCUCGAACGUGGUUGCCGGGUCGCAGAUGAUUUACGGAGCGCCAUUUGAGAUUGCGAUUGCUGCGACAUUCCUUUACCAGCUGCUGGGCUGGUCUGCAUUCGUCGGGUUCAUCGUCCUCGUCAUCGGCUGGCCGCUUAACAACUAUGUCUCUCGGCGAGCGGUGCGCAUUCAUAAGGGACUGUCGAACGCGCGAGAUAAGCGCAUGGGCGUGCUGAACGAGUUGAUUGGCGCAAUGAAGUUCAUCAAGUUCUUCGCAUGGGAGGAUCGAUGGAUCAAGCGCGUCAUGGACGCGCGUGAGGUCGAGAUGAAAUGGAUGAUCAAGUCUCGCGUGAAUGCCGUAUGUUUCUCGCUCAUAUGGGUAUGCGCGCCGAUUCUGGUGUCUGUGACGUCUUUCUUUGUGUAUGUGAUCCAGGGGAAUGUGUUGACGGUUGGGACCGCGUUCACGGCUAUUGCGCUGUUCAAUAUGAUCAGAGGUCCGUUGAACGUUAUCCCGGCAUGGAUCGUGCAAAUUUUGCAGGCCGGCGUGGCGAUGAACCGAAUCGCGACUUACCUCGACGAAGACGAGGUCGAUGGACAGGUGUCUACCCUCAAGCGCGGGCCCAUGCAGCCCUCCAUCGGUGUGGAAGAAGGCCUCGGGAUUGUCAACGGGACGUUCAAGUGGAACGAGGUCGAGGAGCCUCUGGACAAGCAGAAGGGAGUGGAUCGCUCACGCAGCUCAUCGGAUGAGACAGCUACGGCGGUGGAUAGCCAGUCGGUUUUAGGUAUAGGCGCAAAUGGAGACCACCGGUUUGAGCUGAGAGAUAUUAAUGUGAUAUUUCCCGAGGGCGAGUUGACGGUUGUCACCGGGCCGACUGCGAGCGGGAAGACUGCUCUUCUGAUGGCACUUCUCGGCGAGAUGACGCGUCUGGAGGGGCGGAUCGUGAUGUCGAAGAAUCCGUCGCUGGUCGACCGCUACGGGCUCGCUCACACAAUCUCGUACGCCGCGCAGACACCGUGGCUUCGGCAUCAGUCGAUCAGGGAUAAUAUUUUAUUCGGGUACCCGUACGAUGAGGAGAGAUAUAACGCAGUGGUGGAAUGCUGCGCGUUGAAGCCGGAUUUGGAGAUGUUGGAGGAUGGAGAUGCUACGGAGAUCGGAGCAAGAGGAGUAAGUUUGUCGGGAGGGCAGAAGGCCCGAGUUGCCCUCGCGCGUGCGGUCUAUGCGCCUACCAAAUAUGUACUGCUUGAUGAUCCUUUAAGCGCGGUGGAUAGUCAUACGGCUCGCUUCCUGUUUGAGCGGCUGUUCCAAGGACCUCUCCUUGCUCAUCGCACGGUGAUCUUGGUAACGCACCACGUCGAGCUAGUGCUCCCGGGUGCGUAUUACCUCGUGCGCAUGCUCGAUGGCCGUGUCGAUACACAGGGAAUGGUGAAGGAGCUCCGUGCUCGCGGCAUACUAGAGGACAUCGCUCACGAAGAGGAAGUCGAGGCGCACAGGGAGGAGCAGAUAGCGGAAGCUGAGGAGGCUUCGCCAAAUGCUGAGAUUGACGCCGAAUUGGAGGGCGAGAACGGCGGCAAAGCUGUUGAUAAAAGCAAGAAGCCGAGGAAGCUGAUUGAAGAUGAGAAGAGGGAAACGGGGAGUGUCAAGUGGGAUAUCUACAAGACAUAUUUGAAGGCUUCGUCCUAUUGGACCUGGACUAUUCUCUGUUUUCUUAUCCUCCUGACCCAGAUCCUCGGUGUGACGGAGAAAGUGUGGAUCAAGAUUUGGGGUGAAGCAUACGGCCCAAACAAUUCCACCUACUCUAUGUAUACGUUCACUUCAUUCGUCUCACCCGAACACGAGCUCGUCAUGGACGAUCACCUCGCAAACCUCCGCUUCUCGCACACGGCGCACACGCCGAUUACAUACUCCCGACCCGACAUUCAUUGGCCUCCUGCACAGGAUCAUCCUUUGUUCUACAUCGGCAUCUAUGCUGCGAUCGCUCUGUCUGCCGGAGCAGUCAACAUCUCUGGCGUCAUUACGCAGUAUACGGGAGCCCUGAGAGCAUCGCGACUUUUGUUCCAGCAAUUGCUUGUGAGCGUAGUCAGAGCUACCAUGCGCUGGCAUGACGUUACUCCUCAAGGCCGUAUGCUUAAUCGCUUCAGCAAGGACAUUGAGACCGUGGAUUCGUCAUUGGCAGGCUCUCUCCAAGCUGUGAACACAUCACUGGCCAACUUCCUUGCAUCGGUCAUUACCGUCGUCGUUGUCUUCCCCUUAUUCAUCUUUCCUGCCUCGAUACUCGGGUACUUCUACCGUCGUGCUGCCGUCGGCUACCUCAACACAGGCCGUGAUAUCCGUAGAAUGGAGUCCAACUCUCGAAGUCCUAUAUUUGCAAACUUUGGCGAGCUUCUGGAGGGCAUAGUCACAGUCCGUGCGUUCGGCUCCGAACAGCGCUUCCUCGAUGACUUGUACAAGAAGGUAGACCUCACGACGCAGAUGUGGUACACGUUCUGGAUGACAAAUAGGUGGCUGUUGCUCUACUUUGACACACUCGGUGCGACGGGCGUGCUUGUGACGACGCUGUUUGCCCUCUCGGGAUACGUCCGAGCUGGUACUGCCGGUAUUUGUAUCACGUCUGCUAUGGCGUUCACCAACAGUGUCUACUGGGCGUGUCGAUUUUGGACUGCGCUGGAACUCGAUCUCAAUUCCGUGGAACGUGUCGUGGAGUAUCUCGACCUCCCUCAAGAGCCUCCGGCGAUCAUCGAGAACCGCCGACCACCGGCAUAUUGGCCUUCGUCCGAGGGGCCAAACAAGGACUCCAUGAUCUCUGUCGAGGAUCUUGAGAUCAGAUAUGCACCUGAACUCCCUGCGGUGCUCCACAACGUGUCCUUCCAGCUGAAGGCUAAGGAGCGCGUUGGGCUGUUGGGUCGGACGGGGAGCGGGAAGUCGACGCUUGCGAUGAGCAUCUUGCGCUUCGUUGAUCCGACGAGUGGCCGCAUCGUCAUUGACGGCAUCGACAUCUCGACUAUCGGGCUACAUGAUCUCCGAUCACGACUUACGUUCAUUCCUCAGGAUGCAACUCUUUUCUCGGGAACGUUGCGCGACAACCUGGAUCCCUUCGGUGAACACGAAGACAGCGAAUGUCUGGACGUUUUAUACCGAGUGCAGAUGAUGUCCGACAGCCAACUGGCCUCUCAGAAAUCCUCUCGCGAACCUUCGCGUCCUGCCUCUAUCCACGAGGGCAGAGAGGGCACCAUUGCAUCCGUGGCGACGACAGCGACAGAGACGGAAGCGAAACCGAGCAUCACCCUCGACAUGCAGGUCUCUCCGGGUGGGACGAACUUCUCACAAGGACAGAGGCAGCUGAUCGCGAUGGCACGAGCGCUUCUCCGCCGGAGCUCGAUCAUUGUCCUCGAUGAGGCGACCAGCAGUAUCGACUUCGCCACUGAUGCUAAGAUCCAAGCUACGAUUCGCGAGGAGUUCAACGACUCGCUGCUGUUGACGGUGGCGCAUCGUUUGCGCACUGUCAUUGACUACGACCGUCUCCUCGUUCUGGACAAGGGCGAACUCAUGGAGUUCGAUACGCCAUAUAACUUGAUCCAGAAGGAGAACGGUAUCUUCAGGAGCAUGUGCCUGAAGAGCGGGACGUUUACGGAGCUAGAGACUGCUGCAAGAACGAAGGCUGAGAGUCUUCAACAGUAAGGCUGCAACGAGUAUAGCAUGGGAUUGUGCACACGUACCAAAAUACCUCUCGUGGGUUGCGCUGCCGGAAUCAUUGUAGCCUUUCCGGCGUGUCAUUGCUGGGACAUUCAUCGUCUACUUUUCAUGUCCGUGACCUGGUCGCUGUAUGUUGCUGAUGUUGUCUAUAUAUCUGUGGAAUUACUGGAUUCUAUUACUACAAGGUGGA
Molecule: messenger RNA, 5250 nt
Organism: Laetiporus sulphureus 93-53
Lineage: Eukaryota; Fungi; Basidiomycota; Agaricomycetes; Polyporales; Laetiporaceae
Product: multidrug resistance-associated ABC transporter
Exons: 32
Coding region: 72-5045 (1657 amino acids)
Biological process (GO): transmembrane transport
Cellular component (GO): fungal-type vacuole; membrane
Molecular function (GO): ABC-type peptide transporter activity; ATP hydrolysis activity; ATP binding
Source: RefSeq, a predicted model, not a curated record